AUGUUUCCCGCGAACAACAAUGCAUUUUAUGAUGACUAUUACACGCAAUACAAUACGCUAUAUAAUAAUAAUAUGAAUCCAACAACAUCAUCGAAUCCUCAACCGCGUCUAUCGUUAGACAGUGGUCUUGGGCUCACAAAUGAUUCAUUUUAUUCCACGGAUUUGAAUGAAACCCAGUUGAUGGAUAUAACUGCUGCGACUGCUUCUGAUGCUUCAACUAGUUUUCAAUCGGGACCAUUAGAAUGUUCUCCACCAACGAAAUGGGCUAGAGUUCGGACACCUCCUAAUCGGAAACGGACUGCUCGACAAAAUACGAAACAAGAAGAUUUACCUCCAAAUUUCAAUGUUUUUUCUCCUCCAUCGAAUAAGAAGGUGCGGAAAAUGUUUUCAUCUCCUACAAAUACAAUGAAAACUCCUGAAUCUCUACGAAAAUCUAUUCGAAUUUCGAGCCCGUCUCCGUUCAAAGUGACAUUCAGUAAAACGCCGCUGAAAUUGUCAAACAAUGAGAAUGUUACAGGGAUUCACAUUGGUCGAUCUGGAACAUACUACAAUAAGAAAGUUACCGGUAGUGCUUCAAAAAGAUGCUUACUACCUUCCAAACCCGAUGGGUUCACUUUUCUCGGAUCCCCGAAUUCUGACGUACUCGAUGUCCCAAUGGAAACUGUUUUCGAGGGCUUGGGCGAUCUUCCAACAGCAACACCAUCAAAAAUAAAUGCAGCACUCGAAGUUGGUGAUGAUUCGAUGGAUUAUCAUCAGUAUGCUGGAAUUAUAGAAAGUGGAAGCGCUCUGAGUAGAUAUACGUAUUCGUCUGGCCCACUUCUAGAGAGUCACAUGAGAAAUGUCAAAAGUACCCCAAUCGUGAGAACUGCUUCUCGGAACUUGUUGAAAACUAAUAAGGAUACAUUCAAUGUUGAACCAACGAAACAGAUCAACUCUUUCAAUAAGGUUGUUGCUGAAGCCCCAUCAAAUCCAGACAAGAUGAAAGAACCAUUCAUGAAAGAGCAAUCAGUGAAACCAAAAAGAAAAUCUUCCAAAGAAUCUGUUAUCCAAAAAACGAAGGAAAAGGAGAUGAAGAAUUGGAAAAUUACUCCAUUUGAAACACCGAAAAAAGAAGUUCCACUGUACUCGGGUCGUUGGCUUGUCAUCUCUACUGGUCGGACACUCGCUCAGCAAGAACUUUUCACCGAUGCCAAAGACUUCUUCCAAACGCACCGCCCAACAAAUCCUGAUUCAGAAACGGCUGGUUCAGCUCGGAGAAUCCCAACGAUCGCCCGCGUGACUCUUUUCAAUCAUCGUUAUCGGUCACACCGAUUUUAA
Caenorhabditis remanei is the source of this 1317-nucleotide messenger RNA. RefSeq lists its product as uncharacterized. The record is from RefSeq and is a predicted model, not a curated record. NCBI's taxonomy places the organism in Eukaryota, Metazoa, Nematoda, Chromadorea, Rhabditida, Rhabditidae. The transcript has 5 exons. The coding region runs from base 1 to 1317 and encodes 438 amino acids.